GCCCCGGGAGGAAGUGACAUGGCGGCGGGGAGGGAAGGCAAGGCGAGGGGCGCCUUUUUCUUGCCGGAGCCGCCCGGCGGGUGGAGCCUGGCGGCCCCGCCCGAGCCGGCCGCCUCCCGGCGCGGGCAAACUAGUGGCAGUUGGUGGGGCUCGGCUGUCGCCCCGCCGCCCGCUCCCGCCGCCUCACACGCAUGCCAAGGCCCGGCGGCGCCAGGUUGUCUUCUGAAUUUUGGGUCUGAAAGUACCCUCAUGCUUUCUCAGCAAAUCAUGGACAUCAUUGGCUUCCUGAAGUCUCAAUUCAUUUGCCACCUUCUGAUCUGCUACAUAUUUAUAGUGUCAGGACUGAUCAUUAACUUCAUUCAACUCUUUACACUUAUACUUUGGCCAAUCAACAAGCAACUGUUCAGGAGGAUCAACUGCAGGCUGGCUUACUGCAUUUCGAGCCAGAUGGUGAUGUUACUGGAAUGGUGGUCAGGUACCGACUGCACCCUCUACACUGACCCAGAGAGUUACCACAAGUAUGGGAAGGAGAAUGCCAUUGUAAUCCUUAAUCACAACUUUGAAAUCGACUUCCUCUGUGGCUGGAACUUUUGUGAAAGAUUUGGGGUCUUGGGGAGUUCCAAAGUGCUUGCAAAGAAGGAGCUCUCCUACAUGCCUAUCAUUGGCUGGAUGUGGUAUUUCCUAGAGAUAGUCUUCUGCAAGCGUAAGUGGGAGGAAGACCGGAAAACAGUCAUGCAGAAGUUGCUGAAUCUCCGGGACUACCCUGAAAACUUCUGGUUCCUGAUUCAUUGCGAGGGCACGAGGUUCACAGAACAGAAGCACCAGAUUAGCAUGCAGGUAGCCGAAGCCAAAGGACUGCCCAAGCUCAAGUAUCACCUACUGCCACGAACAAAAGGAUUUGCUGUCACCGUGCAGUGUUUGAGAAAUGUAGUUUCUGCGGUCUAUGAUUCUACCCUCAAUUUUAGAAACAAUGAGAAUCCAACAUUGCUGGGAGUUCUAAAUGGAAAGAAAUAUCAUGCAGAUUUAUAUGUAAGGCGGAUUCCCCUAGAGGAAGUCCCAGAAGAUGAGCAGGAAUGUUCUAACUGGCUCCACAAAUUGUAUCAAGAAAAGGAUGCAUUCCAGGAAGAGUACUACAGAACAGGAACCUACCCAGCAGUCCCUAUAGUGCCACCCCGACGACCAUGGACGCUUUUGAACUGGCUUUUCUGGGCCUUAUUGCUGCUAUAUCCUUUAUUCAAGCUGCUCAUCAACAUGAUCAACAGUGGAUCAUCACUGACACUGGCUAGUUUUGCAUUUGUCAUUGUAAUGGCUUCUGUUGGUGUCAGGUGGAUGAUAGGGGUUACAGAAAUUAACAAGGGCUCCACCUAUGGCAACAAUGACAACAAGCAGAAACAAAAGUAGUAUCUUCAGAGACUGCUUCAAUCCAAAGGGAACAAAUGCAACUUCUGAAAACUCUUAAGUGCAUAUCAUGGUCCUUCAAGUGAGAUCAGAGGAUGGGUAGGAAGAGCAAUUGCCACGUAUAUCUGAAUUUGUGCUCCUGUUAUUUUUCUCUGGGGGUUUGGGCUGGGUGACAUGCUUGAAAGAUGCAAUCCUUCGUAUACUCUCCACACCAGGUUUGCAUUUGUUUGGUUGGUUUGUUUUCCUAUGAAGUGUCCUAAGUUUUGAAGGAGGGGAAAAAAAAAAAAAAAUAAAUCCAAUGUGCUUGUAUGAUGAGACUACCUGGAAACUAACCAGAGGUGCAGGCUUUAUCUUUCUUAAUGUGCUCUAAGGAAUGGAUAAAUGUCAGAAGAUUGUUACAAGAUGAUUAAAAUUGAUAGUUGUAUAAAUCACAUGUUAACAAUUCAACAACCAUAAUCUGUCAGUGUUUAAAUACAGUAUGAUGCUCUGCCUGGUUAUAGCAGUAUUGGACCGAAGCAGCUCCACUGAACUGGCAGUAGAGCUUUUCUACACCUCGAACUUCGUGACAGUGCGCACCACGUGGGCCCUGUAACGCGUCAGCCAGACCCUGGCUAAGGGCCCACUUUGUUUCAUCGGAGCCUUGCAGCGACAUAACCUGGGGUGGAAUUUGGCCCUGGGGCCUGAGCAGAGCUAAGUUACCCACUGCCACAUCUCUCCCCAGGCAGUACCUCAGAGGGAUGGCUGAAACCUGUAAUUCUUUUGAGAGUAAAUGCCAUUUAUAGUUUGGAAAAACUGAGGUAAUAAAUUCCUUUCAGCUUUAAACACUGACUGAAAUUCUAGGCCUUCCUAGCAAUGGUGGAAACAAAACAACUGGGUAUCCUGUAACUAAUGCAAAGCGUGCAUUAAAAGUUAUGCCCCACACCCCAUACUGUUGUGAUCCCAAUUAAUCCGCUUGUCUGUCUUUUCUGAUAAAUUAGUUUACAUGGUGUCUCACAACAGUCAGCCUGAGGUAAUACUUAAAUUCUAUUUUGCUUUUUCUUUUGGGGAGAAGAGGGGAAGGAGGAGACACACCUAGGGCAGCGGCACGGCAUCAGUUUUUUAUGGCUGUCUGGACUUGCUUUGACACCCUUCUGAAUUAAAUAAAACUAGAACUGAGGCCCUUGGGAAAACUGUUGUUCUGACAUCCCUGGUACUGAUUCCAGGGCAUCCUCCUCUUUUUUUAAAAACAAGAGUUUAACAAGAGUUAAGGGUAAGUCACUAAAAAGAGCUUGUUUGAAAAAAAGGAAAAGAGGGGACUCCCAACUCCCAGCAAUUAUGAUUGAAAAAAACCCAAACCUUUAAAAUUUAAAGAUACUGAUACUGAGCAGUGGGGAUUAUGAUUGACACUUUCAGUGAUGGUGCAUUUUCAUUGCACAUAGGACUAAACUGCACUAGUCUAGGAAUGCACAGCCUGUGUGUCUCCAGAGAAGAAAGUGAGCAGUCUUAGUUCUACCAGUUGGUAUUAAAAACAUUUCUCUCUUCCUAUAAUAUAACAGAGGCCAGAAGCAACAGAGGGUAAUCCAACAGAACAUGAGUCAUUCCAUGAAACAUGCAUUUGCUGUUCAGUACAUCAGAGCAUCUAGAAACUAGUCUUUCCAAUACGCAGCACCACAAGAGCAGGUGUACUAGUGCUUUUAGCAUGGGGUAGUAAGUAAAGGUUUUUUUGAGCAUGGAGGCAGUAAAAUGUACACCAGGAAGGAAUAUAGGCCUUGGGAAGUGUGAGGGACUAGUUUUGUGGGCUUUUUCCCCUCCCUAUCUUGUGUACGCAUGUUUUCCCAAUGCUCUGAAGAUUUCUGGAAUAGGCUGUACAAUGUCAUGAACGCAAACAUGGGCUUCAGCGUGUGGUUUUUCAACACAUGAAAUAAAUAAGAGCCCAAGGAUCAGCGAAUACUGCCAUGCUUAUAAAGCUGGUCUCUGAACAAAGCACACACCCUGCACCUCUAUUUGCUAAAACAAUCUUAACCGUGGAAAACUGAGUAUUAUAACCUGUCAGAGCAGCUGAAGGCCCAGCGAUCCCAUAGUACUGCAUCAGGCACAGUAAUGAGCCAGGCCUGAAGACACUGUACACAAGACUUUUUGAAAAUGGGUGGGACAGAGAAAAUAUCUCUCCAAGCUAGCAUUUUCCUGUAACCCUUACCUGGCAGAUGCAGUGGGCUUUUCUCAGAGUGGUUAAACCCUUAUACGCACAGGUGGAUAGUUCUGAACAGCAAACACACACAUUCAUGUAGUGCUAGAAACAAGCUUUUUUUCUUUUUAAUUUUAAAGAGCCACUGAUUUAACAUGUUGGUAGGGAGACAUUUAACAUUCCUUAUGAAUCUUAGUUCUUUCCAACUGCAUGCAGUGCCACUUCUCCCAGAGGAAAAUACCAAACAUGCAAAUACUUUUGAAAGAGUAUUCAGAUUAUGUCAUACCCAUUUUCCAUGGCACCAACCCUUAGAACAGGCUGAGGGCCAGACGUGCCACUCCUGGAUCCAUCCUCCUAAGCACUUCUAGACGUCCCGGCACCCAAGGACCGCACCACCGGCCCCUUCCAGCGUUCACUGGCAAACAGAGAAAGCUUAAUGGUACUUGCCAAAGUUAAACUGGUCCAGUUCACUGUAUUAAAAGAACGAUGUAUGUCAUCAGGAAGCAGUGUUUGCCUCUCAUCCCCACAAGCAACUCUAUGUUCUACAACUGCCUUAACAAAAGUAGUCUUAACAUUUGUUUAUACAAAAAUAAAAGUAUAAAAAGCUGA
Phalacrocorax carbo (great cormorant) is the source of this 4171-nucleotide messenger RNA. The record is from RefSeq and is a predicted model, not a curated record. Lineage: Eukaryota; Metazoa; Chordata; Aves; Suliformes; Phalacrocoracidae.